GGGUUAUUUUUAUGCUAAUAUGAAGAAGUAUAGUUAUAUUAAUUUGAUGCCUAUAUGGCUGCUUUAGUUUUGUAAAGCAAAAGUUAUGAUGAAAAUAAAUACAGACACUGAGAGAUCUCGCUUUUUCAAAUAUUUGCACAACUGGACAAUUGUAAUUUUGUUCAAUUUUAAAAAAAUAAUUCUGUGUAAUACAAAGUCUUUAUGCACAGCAAUGAGGUUUGUAAACAAAAUACAAUCACAACAUCCAUUCAUUCCACUCCAAACUUCGGUCUAAUUAUACCGAAUUGAAACUUUAUUAACCACGAAAUAUAAUUGAAUUUUCAGCAUCAACCGUACUGGACCCUAAUAAUAUUCAUGAAGUUAUAAUUUAAACCGUUGGACGGGUGUAAAAUCACAAUGUUUAUCAUUGGUACCGAGUUAUAGGCAAUCAGGGAUGAUUUAUAACUCGAAUGUGCUACCGCUCGCGAUCGCUUCGAUCCCAACCGCGAUAGGCCUACGUAUCGUAUAGAUAAGUAACUUGCGCGAGCGCAUCGAUCACUUGCGUUUGCCGGAUCAAUUGUGAGACCAGUUUAUGCAGGGCUCUCACGAAUAAAACGACAACAGCACCAUCCGAUAUAUUUAAUUAAUAUCCAUACUAUUUUAGGAGUAAACUACUUCAUUACAAUAUAUUAAUAUACAUUCAAAAUUCUUGUUAUUAAAUAAAUAAAAAGUGUUGUUCACAGGUAUUUACCGUCACUAAAAUGUGUAUUGAAAAAUUAGUUCGUUAAUAUUUUUUGAUAAAUAUCAAUAUAUAAAUGUAUGAGAGGCAAUUUCACAGCAGGCGUUCUGUAGCCUAUCGAGACUUAUGAUUUGUGAAAAAUAUUGUCAAAUAUCAAAUUAUGAUAAUCUAUUAUUAUUAUGAUAUCUGUAUGAAUAAUGAUUUAACAAUAUUGGGUGUGAAUUUAUAUGUUUGAAUGGUGUCUAUGGGCGUGUUUAACAAAACUGUUGGGAAAUCUUAAGUUGGUAUAUAAAUCAAAGUCCUUUUGGUACCAUUGAUAUGCGUACAAAUAAUGUUUGUUACGUAUUUCGGCAUUGUAUAGCUAAUAGGCUCUUGUAAUUAAGAUAACUACUUUAUACUUAAAUCACUGUACUCAGAUUAACUUGACUUGACAUGCGAAUUUACUAAUUGGCACUUAUAUUUUUUAAGAUAUGAAAAACAUAAUUAAUGUUCGUUAAAUCAAAUCGUUAUAUUAUAUUGAUAAAAGUUUAAAAUCGUUGAAUUAGUGAAAAAUAGUGAUUACAGAGCAAUGGUGCCGCCCGAUAAGUUCCCUUAUCGCCUGAUAUUACGAGGAAAUCACAUAAAAUCGACGUAAUUUGCGAUAAAAACGUGAGAUUUCUUUUUUUUAUCGGCAAAUCCAUUUUUCAGUCGAUGCUCAGAUAGCGGUCUCGUCGGUUGUGAUAGAUCAUUACUUAUAUACUAUAUCUUGUGUACUUAUAUUCUUUGGAAAUUAUCAAGACUCACUGGAGAUUUUCAUCUUAUCAAAUACGUGCAAUAUGAACUGGUCGUCAAUCCCUGCGACAAGUUGAGGCCUACAGAUGCAAAGACUGAACCCGACCGCACUUUAGUUCGGGUUCAUCAUACACGAAACUGACUUUAGGAAUGUUGAUAGGGGAGUGGACUUUUAGUGCGUGUGUAUAAAAGCGAUGCAUGGUGUGUGAGGUCGGAUCGGCCAUGGACAUGAGUGGAGAGGGCGCGGGGUCGGGGGCGAGCGCGCUGCAGCAGCGGUGGUACGAGGGCCGCGUCAACGGCAGCCCCGCCGCCGGCGACGUCAACGCCGACGCCAAUGGCGACGGCUUCUUCCACUCCCCGCUGGAAGGCGGUCAUCACAGUCGCGCCCGCUACUACCAUCAACAAAUGCACGCCCCCUACUCCGCCGCAGUCGGCUCGCACGGUCGAACGCUGAGCGGCGGCAGCGGGCAGGUGUGCAGGCCGCACUUCCACACGCCGCUGCAUCCCUGGCUAGAGUCCAAGGCACUAAGCGGUGGUGCGUGGGGUAGUGGCUUCCAGCAAGAUGCGGCGCAGGCAGACAAACCCUUGUCACCCGCGCAACAUCACCACCCACACCCCCUGUUCUCGUUUCCCCCGACGCCGCCGAAGGAUUCGACGCCAGACUCCGUGGCGGCAGCAGCGCUCGGUCAGCAGGAUUACCAGGCAGCCGUCGCGCACGCCACCGCCAUGAGCGUCGCUUUCAUGCAGCAGCAGCAGGAGCUGCCACUGUGUGGCGACGUGAAGCCUAUGAUGGGCGCACCGCCGUCGAAGCAGCGCGAAGGUGCGCAGCCAGACUCGUGCCCCCAGGAGUCGAGCCAGCCCUCCGGGGAAUACAACGCGCAGUACAAUGCCGCCGGCGGCGACUACUACAACUACCAGGGGAAGGGUUAUAGUGGGCAGCAGCAGAGCAAGCCGCGACCGAACAAGACGCGAACUAGCGCCGAGGGACGGGAAUGCGUCAACUGCGGGGCGACCAGCACUCCUCUAUGGCGACGUGACGGCACGGGACACUACCUCUGCAACGCGUGCGGCCUCUAUUACAAGAUGAACGGACAGAAUCGACCCCUGAUCAAGCCCAAGCGAAGAUUGGUGAGUUCGCUACAAAGUGCAGCGCGAAGGGCAGGCACCUCCUGUGCGAACUGCAAGACGACGACCACGACGCUAUGGCGACGCAACCAAAAUGGCGAACCAGUCUGCAACGCGUGCGGCCUUUAUUACAAACUACAUAAUGUAAACCGGCCCCUUACGAUGAAGAAAGAGGGGAUCCAAACGAGAAAUCGCAAAUUGAGUAGUAAGAGUAAGAAGAAGAAGGGUGGAAUGGGCAUGGGAGGGGGAGGAGCUUGUGCAUUAGCCCUCGGAGGAGUCAUGGGAGACAUGAUCAAGCCCCUAGGAGAUGGAACCAAGGGUUUCGGCGGCUCCGCCUUCCCAUCAGCCAUGGACUUUGGUCAGCACCAAGUUGGUCUCGUCCACCCCGCAGCGGCACACAUGUCCCACUGGUACGGAGCACCACAUCAGGGCUUCGCUCCUCCACCAGCGUCACACAACCCCUACCAUCACCAUCACCUCGCGCAGCUCAAUUCAAUGACUGGCUGGAGGAGUGAGUACACGUGAUAAGUCAACCAAACACAGGAGAAUGCAGUUAAUAAAAUAAUGUCUUUCGUAAACAAGAGUCCUGUCCCAUUGGACGGACAUUAUGACCUUACAAACGAAUCAGCGCUUACGCCCUGAUCUCGUAGAGUGGACACUCCACUCAGAGAUAAAUUCGACACAUCAAUCAAUAAAUAAGACUGUUGAACAGAAUUGACGUUUACAUCUAUACAAACUAGGCUGAGGUGGCAGUGAGAGCGGGAAGCGACGGCCACGCUGUGAUUAACGAGGCUAUAAAGCAGCGAUCAAUCCUUGAGGCUCCCUAGACGAAACCGUCGCCCGCUCGUCGCUCGCACCAACACUCCGCCUCACAGUUUGAAUUGAACUGAACAUAUCCUGAUUUUGAACACAAGUAAAUUUGUCCCAGUUUAUCGUUCCCCAAUGAAAGACUUUGAUAUACCACGAUCAGUUUCCUACAAGUAUUAAAUUAAGAGUGUUUUACAUGAAGUAACUAGCGAAAUUGUACAGUAUUAUAAUAUUAGAUAAGGUCGGUUAUGAAGUCUUUAUCGUAUAAGUAUAGUUCAAAUAAAGAUGAAAUAAUUUUGUGUAUUUGUACAUAUCUCUAUAAGUUAUAUUCCGUUCCUGUGUACAUUGUUUUUUUUUUUAUAUUUAAUUCGAACGUUUCGUUUCGCUAUAGGAAUUGUGAUGUGUUCAGAAGAAUAAUGCGAAGAUUUUUUUGUACAUUUUAUUAUUUGUGUAGAUGUUAUUUGAAUGAAAUGCAAUAGUAAUUUAUGUAAUAGUUUAUACAUGCAAUUUUGUAAAUAAAUAGCAGUUUUCAAUAGUGACAUUUCGCAGAACUGAUUUUGUUAGCGCAUUAACAAUGAUUUCGUCAAAUAAAUUAUUCAAAUGGUCACUAAAUCGAAUUAGCUAUUGAAUAUUUAUGUAUAAAGAAUAAAUUUGUUUGUCACAAGGUGUAUUAUAAAGUUUUGUAUCACAUUACCGUGUAAAAUUAAGGAUAUUGAGUGGCCAUACAUUUUAAACUGCGGGUCUGUGUGUGUGGUUGUAACAUACUUACCAUGAUAUAAUAUCAUAAACAAAUGAAAGUUAUUUGCGCAAGGUGGUCAUAAUACUAUGUUUCGAUUCUUCCGUGCACCUUGUUUUAUACAAUGGUUCAUUAUUAUUAUUUAAUCCACGGGUCACUCCGCUGCAAUCAAGUUUACCUGCAUUCGCUGACUCACGGCCACUUCGUAAUGACCCAAUGUUAGAACUACAAACACGUUCCCGUACCCCAAAAUAUGUAAAUAUGAAAUGUAAAUGAAACAUGUAGAAAAUAAAUGAAAUCAUUAUAAGACUAUCAGGUUAAAAAGAUGUAAAUUAGAGAUCACUGCAAAACAGCCUAUAACGAUAUCCCGUACCUAAAGUUUUUAGUUUUUAAAACAAAACAUUGUGAAGUUGUGUAUUUUAAAUGAAAUUGUGAAUAAAUUAUCAAUAUUGA
This is a messenger RNA of Spodoptera litura, 4610 nucleotides long. RefSeq names its product GATA binding protein grain (gene grn). NCBI's taxonomy places the organism in Eukaryota, Metazoa, Arthropoda, Insecta, Lepidoptera, Noctuidae. Gene Ontology annotation, biological process: negative regulation of transcription by RNA polymerase II; positive regulation of transcription by RNA polymerase II; cell fate commitment. Gene Ontology annotation, cellular component: nucleus. Gene Ontology annotation, molecular function: RNA polymerase II cis-regulatory region sequence-specific DNA binding; DNA-binding transcription factor activity, RNA polymerase II-specific; zinc ion binding. The record is from RefSeq and is a predicted model, not a curated record.